Molecule: messenger RNA, 6096 nt
Organism: Symbiodinium sp. CCMP2592
Lineage: Eukaryota; Dinophyceae; Suessiales; Symbiodiniaceae
Source: the annotation of a GenBank genome assembly
AUGAGUGGAGCGUCUGACAGUGGCGCGACAGCAGUGAAGGGUAACAAAGACGGAAUACCAUGCUGGAGCGGGGAAGCAGGGUCUUUCGUGGAGUACGAGGAGGCCGCCCUCCUGUGGGAGCAGUCUUUGACAUGGGAGAAGCGGUACACUGCUGGGCCGAGGCUAGUUCAGGAACUGUCUGGAGCGGCUCGCCGCUUUGUGGCAGGCCAGAGCGCAGGAUGGGUCGCCUACAGAGGCGGCGUGAAGGCGCUCAUGGACCACCUUCGCAAGGCACUGGGAAAGCCCCGCGUCAACGAGGUGACCGAUCUCCUGGCGUUGUACUUCAAGGGCACAAAGCGCAAGGCGAAUGAGAGUAUGAAUGAAUACAUCACCAGGAAGACGGAAGCCUAUAUGCGGGCGAGUCAGGCUUUGAAGCGGGCGAAGCAGCUACGAUACUAUGAGUGGAUGGGGCCGGCCACCGAGGAGCCGGGCACCAAUGAGACUGAGGCCUCCACCGAGGCCACCGCCAACCCGGAGACCGGAGACACCAGAGAUGAUCAGUGGCAGACAAGGUGGAACACCUGGGGCGCCUCAUCGUGGGGACGGUCACCCUGGGGUGGAUACGGCAGCUGGGGAUCACAACCCUGGCAGGGCUCUUCAUGGGGAGCCUCUUCUACUUCGUCUUCGCCCGCCCCCGGACUACCGGAUCUUCUCCCCUCCUUCAUCCAAGGCUGGUACCUCCUCGCGGACUCCAACCUCGACCACGCCGAGAAGAACAUUGUCCUCACCGCCUUGGGCGGGGACUUUGCGCCGCAAAAGGUGGCUCAGGAGCUCCGCAACCAAUUUCCUGAAGGGGAAGUUCGUCGCCGUGAUCAACGGCGAUACCAGAGCUACAUCGGCGAGGCCGUCGAGGACUCCGGUGACGAGGAGGCUAAGGACUACUCCUACGGGUUCUCCAUCGAGGAGCUGAGCGAGGGCGGCAUGAAUGAAGAGGGCAUCGCCUUGGUCGUGGACUACGAGGAGACUGCGAGGGAGGCUAUGGCAGCUCUCCACCAAGCAAAGCGGACAUUGAAGGAAGCUCGCCAGAAACAGCACUCCGUGAAGCAAAGUCGCAAGUACUACCAAGGCAAGCCUGGCCCUGCGACCUCUUCUACCUUCAAGCCACGAGACGAUUCGAACAUAGACUGCCUUCGAUGUGGACAACGAGGACACAGGGCAGCCAAUUGCCCCGUGAAACCAUUGGCAGCCCAGGCGGAGAACACCACCGGUGACAAUGGGGGCCCAGGACCCCAGCAGGCGCCCUUCGUGUGCUACCACGACAAGAUCCCCGAGGACUACGAGCACGUGAAUGGUUUCGCCCAGGGCCCCGAGACCGAGAGCGCCACCGAGGCAGCAUUGAGCAUCAUGGGUGCUGGUGCUGGCCUCACUACUCAGGAGGCAGUGAGCCAAGGACUGUGUGUCGUUGAUGGCGGAGCGACACAAACAGUCGGCAGCGUGGCAGCAGUGGAGGCGAUCUUGGCGAUGAAUAAGAAGAAGCAUGGCAGCAAUCGCCUGACGGCAGUGAGCACCUCAGAUCCUCCAACUUUUUCAUUUGGAAAUUCGACAGAAAACAAAUGCCUCAGCACAGCUUCCUUGAAGGUAUCGGCCGGAGGAAAUCCCGGCGAGCUGAGGAUCCACACGUUAGACCAUGGGCAAAGCCCAGUUUUGCUGAGUGUGGAGGCGCUCCGGAAUUUAGGAGCCAUCAUAGAUUUCAAGGCCGACUUGGUAGCCUUUCGCCAUCUUGAUGUGAACCGUAUCAUUCCCCUAGGCCGUAGCAAGACGGGUCAUCAGUUGCUGCCGCUGACUGACGACUGGAUGGCAAAUGCUUGUGCUACCACGAGGCCAGUUCCGAGCCUCACCGAAUUUCUGAGGGAACUGAAGUGGUUAGUGAGGGUUAUGGUGAGGGUGCCGUUGAUUAUGAACCUUCGGAUGUACCAGUGGGAACCAGAGGAUGGCAAGAUGAGCAUGUUCCGGAUUGCAGCGAUCCUGGCUCUGAAACAAGCUGUCCUGCAGGACCUCCCAAUCUUUCGUGCUGCCAUGGACAAAUUGACCAAGCCGGAGCUGAUUCUCCACCUCCGUGCCCUGGGAGAGACACCGCCCGAGGAGUGGACUCGUCUAGAACUUCGUCAGCGUCUGUCGGACCUAGCGGAUCAAGGCGAGGUGGCCAUCGAGACCUCCAAGACGAUGAAGACUCCGUUGCAGAACGCGGUGGCCGAGCUCAACCGCGCCAGCAGUCGCAAGGCAACGCUGGUGAACUACGUGCAAGAGACCUACGGCAUGAAGGUGGGAACCAACGACACCAUUGCUAUCAUCCAAAAGAAUUGCAUGUCGCACAUGAUCCGCACCAUCGAGGGGCACGACAACGAUCGCAUGGGGUUUGGGAAACACUCCCAGAAGACCUACCUCGAGGUUUUGGAGACCGACGAGAACUAUUGUCAGUGGGCCAAGCAGACGGCUACCGAGACCGGCUGCUCGAUCUACCUCCAGCGGUUCGUGACGUGGAUGAACAAUCGGGCAACUACGGAGGUCAAGAAGAAGUUGGUCAUCGCCAAGAAGAAGACUUCGAAGAUGGGCGAGGGCUAUCCCGAGAUCACGCCCAAGGCCAAGGCGAUCACUCCAAAACAUCAACCUUCCACGACGGCGAGUGCGAGCUCUACGGAUGUUGCGGUGGCUCAGUUGGCCCAGAUGGUGGCGACACUGACCGAAGAGGUGAAGUCGCUCAAGGAGGGCCAGCCCGAGAAGCCCCGCAAGGUGACGGUGCGCGAUCAGGACAUGCCGAACCAGGCACCAAAGGCUCAGGAUUGCAUUCAUUACCUCCAGGAGGGUUGGGUUCAGUACUUCGGUCACCCGCGAUGCUUGAGACUGGAUCCAGCUGGCGCUUUCAGAAGCGCCGCCAUCGAAGAGUGGUGUGACCGACACAACAUCUUUCUGGACAUAGUCCCAGGCGAAGCUCACUGGAAGAUCGGCACUUGCGAGAACGCAAUCAAAGGUGUUAAGACCCUUCUUGAUAAAUUGAGCCUACAGGAUGAUACUAUCACGCCACAAGAAGCUCUUGCAGAAGCAGUGGUGGUUUUCAACCAAAAGGAUCUGAUCCGUGGGUUCUCUCCGGCCCAGCACGUUUUGGGACAGGCGCCGGACAAUGCCGGGCGCUUCCAAUCGGGAUGCCAACAGGUGCCCCCAGGGCUGUUAGUGGAGGAUCCUGCGGGCGACUUCGAGAGAUCAGUCCAGAGACGCCUGGAGGCAGAAAAAUGUCUUCUGGAAUGGCAGGCUCGACAACGCCUGUCUCGGGCAACCAACUCGAAGCACAGGCCUUGCUACGACUACGUGCCCGGCGAGCUCGUCUACUACUGGAGGACUCAGGACUCCAAUAAGGGACGAAGACAGCCGGGUGGGAAGCAUGGUCGGUUCUUGGGCCCAGCCAGAGUAUUGGCUACAGAAUCACGCCGCGAUCCAUCAGGAGAUAUUUUGCCGGGAGGAGCCAUUUGGUUGGUUAAGGGUCGUAGUCUCUUGAAGUGCAGCCCAGAGCAACUGCGACGAGCCUCGGAACGCGAGGAAAUGAUCGAGACACUUGCCGCCAAGGAGGGGCAAGCUACACCUUGGACAUUUCAUUCUGUGGCAGCCAGCAUCGGAGGCAAUCGCUUUGAGGAUCUUACAGGAGACCUUCCCGAUCUCCGAGAGUGGAGGCGAGCACAGGACACCGAAGAAGAGGUCCAACCCAGCCGCUUCCGCAUACGGCAGAAGAGGCCAGCAGAAGGACUGCCAACCUCUCAAGGAGAGGAAGAUCCCGAGUUACUCCCAGAACAAGGCGAGGCACCGAGUUCAUCCCGGAGGCCACGCCUACAGGAGCCAGACGGUGAAAACCAAAUGGCUUGGUGGGCUACGAUCUCCGAGGACAAGUGGCCCCAACAGAGGGCCGGCUACUGGGACGAUAAGGCGGCCGCCGUCGCACUGGAGAUUAGCUUUCCGGAAACCCAGAGAGGUAUAAAGAAGGCUUUACAGGAUCUUCCAGCCUAUUUCGUGGGUAGCUUGAAACGACGCGCAAUCGAGCUUUCAGAAAAGAGAAUGACGCCAGAGGAACGCGAUGCUUUUAACAGCGCCAAGGCCGUGGAGGUCAAAAACUUUGUGGCUUCAAAAGCUUUCGAGGCUCUUCCAGACCACUUGAAACCAGCUAAGGCCAGAGCAGUGCUUUUGGGAUAUCAAGACGGAGAUGUCACAGGAGCUUUUCUUCAGAGUCGCCAGUAUCCAGACGAGUUGUUUUGCAUUCCGUGUCCAGAGAUCUGUCGUGCAUUAGACCUGCCGGAGGGCUCGGUAACUCGAGUCAAGAAAGCAUGCUACGGAUUGGUGGACGCGCCACUGGAGUGGUAUCGUUCAGUGGACCAAUUCCUUAAGAGCUUAGGCUUUCAAAGACUGUGGUCAGACUCUUGUUGCUGGGUUUUGAGAGAAAACGGGGAACUCAGGGGAAUCGUCAGUGGCCAUGUGGAUGAUUUCCUGUUUGGCGGAAAAGAUGGAGAUCCUUUGUGGGAGGCUAAGGUUCAGGCCAUCAAGGAUAGGUUUAAAUGGGGGGACUGGGAACAAAACAAGUUUACUCAGUGUGGUGUUGUUGUUGAGCAAACCUCUAGUGGCUUUGAGCUUUCCCAACCGCACUACCUUGAUAGUUUGCACGAGAUAGGAGUGAACGCCUCCCGAAAGAAAGACAAAUCCCAGCCCACAACCGACAAGGAGAAAAGCCAAUUGCGAGCACUCCUAGGAGGAAUCAGUUGGCACGCCCAACAGGUCGCGCCUUACCUGGCGGCAGAAGUAGGAUUACUCCUAACCGAAGUUACGAGGAGCAGCGUGGACACGAUCAUCCGGGCCAACAUGUUGCUGGCCGCCGCAAAGAGCAAGCAGCACUACCGCAUGAAGAUCCACGCCUUCGAUAAGGACCAGGAGUUGGUGCUCAUCGCGUGGGUCGACGCGGCGAAUGGCAACAGGAUGGAUGGAGGAUCCACCCAAGGGAUUCUGCUGGGAAUGAGCACGUCAGACAUGCUCAAGGGCAGUGUGCAGCCUGUCAGCCCAGUGGGCUGGCACUCGCAGCGGAUUGACAGGACCUGCCGGUCCCCAGGGGCCGCGGAGGCCCAAGCGGCCGUGAAUGGAGAAGACCACCUACAUGCUGCGCGAUACCAGUGGAGCGAGAUCUUGUACGGCGGGGUGAACCUGUCUGCCCCUGAUGAGACAGUCCGUAAGACCCGAGGGUGCGUGGUGACGGACAGCCGGAACGUCUACGACAAGUUGGAGACAGAGGUCAUGGUCAUCAAGGGCGCGGAGAAGCGGACAAGCCUGGAACUCCUAUCGCUGAAGGAGGCCCAGGCCAACACGAAUGUGUGCAUCAGAUGGGUGCAUAGCGAGGCGCAGUUGGCCAACACCUUGACGAAGAGCGGAGGAGGCCGAGAGCACGACCUCUUUGACAAGAUGGGCCACACCUGGCGCUUGGUGGAGGAUGAGAAGAUGAUGUCAGCUAGACGACGGAAGGAGAUUCGCGCCGAAGCUUUGCAGAGGAUCGAGAAAGGCUGCCCGGCGCUGCAGGCGCUUCGAGGCUUAGAGUUUCUGGGCGCCGGGCUUUCCGGGCACACCUUCGGGGCCCUCCAAGCCGCAGAUGCGUCCCUGGUAGUCGAUGCCAUGGUAGAGCCUGCUAUGAGCGCAGCUAUCAGCACAGCCUUCCACAAGCACGGCUGUUGCUGCGCCGUGCAGUUUGGGCCCCGGACCGUAGAGGACGCCGAGACCCCCCAAGCUGCCGAGGAAGAGAAGGCACCACGGGCAGUCCGUGUGAAUGGAUUUCAGCUCCUCGGCACCCUGCAACUGCAAGUUCAAGCCAGAGUGUCAGAGGAGCGCGAGUGGUGUAGAGAGGAUGCCUCCUUCAUUCUCGCACAGCAGACGCCAGCCGCCAGCACGCAAGGCCUUGGAGCCGCGAAGCUGAAGCCGCGAAGCGACUGUUUCCAGCCCGGAGUGCUGAGGCGAAGGCGAGGAAGCGAGGGCGGGCGCUUAAGCGAGAUUUGCACAGCGGGCUUCUUACUGGCGAGAGUCGACUCACAGAGCAGGUGA